UUUUAAACUAAUAGAAAUGAACAAGAAAAAUGAGCUACGCCUUAAAUUACUUUCACGUCAACAACAUAUUCCAAAAGCUAAAAGGCCAGCUGCUUUGGUUGCUUCUGCUGCUGUCGCACCUGUAAAACGAUCGAAGUUUGAAAAUCCGAGAAAGCCACAGCCAACAUCAUCCUUAACAAAUGUGACAGCAGCAGCGGGUCCAUCUGAAGCGCCUCAGGCCAAGAAUCAAAGGAAUUUUUUAUCACAUCCGGUCACUGUUCAAAACCAUGGGUUAGGUAAUAAUUUGACUUCUAAACAAAAUACUUUUGGUCAAUUUCGUAUUUCUGCACAAACAGAAACGAAAGAACUUGAAUGUCAACCGCUGCGAAAAGAAGUUGAAUCAUUUCCAGUCACAUCAAGAGUGAAUUCAUCAGUCUCAAGAGAAACUGAUAGUGAACAACAAAAUUCGUUGAUAAGUGGAAUUGAUGAGCAAAAAAGUUCACAACAUCAGUCAAAUUUUGUUCAUCAAUUUGGACUUUCUAGCUGUGAUGAGUCGACAAUUGAUAAAGCAUUAAUUGGUAUGCUUCCAACUACAGCUCUAAGUGGCCUUGAAUCAUUUGGACUUUCAACAUUGGCAUUCUCAAAAUUAGUUUCAAUAAUAACUUCAAGUGAGUUUCAUCACAAAAUUGAUGAGAAGACAGCCGAGACAAUAAUACCUUUUCUUUCUGCCUAUCAACUUAGAGGAGCAACCAAUAAUGUUAAUCAGUUAAUUUCUUUUUUUCGUUCAAAAUUUCCUCUAAUUGGCAACGACGAACCUUUAGACAUUAAACAAACAUUUAUAAAUUUUCCUCCACAUCUUCAAUGUAAUACAGCAGGCAAUACAUUUACUAAAGAAAUAGCUGAUGUUAACUUGGUGGCACUUUCUUCGUUUUCUGACGAGGAUGGAUUAAUUUCUGGUAGUUAUAAUGAGGAAAAGGAAAUAGAUGAACAAGCAUCACCAAAUGAAUUGUUAAAAAUACUUUGUUCGGAUAAUGCGAAGAAUAACACCCAUAAUGCUUUACUUUUACAAAAUUAUUGUCUUCAUAGACCGGAUAUCUUGGAUUUAAAUUCUAACAAUUUCGACGAACAGGUGGUUUUUAAACCGCUUUCUCAAAUUUUUAAAAUUUCUUUUAUGACCCCGGCCUUUUUUUUGCCUUUUUCAAUCAUAGUUUUAACUCAAUAUACUCUUUUUAGGUUCAAAUACUUUUCUCAUCAAAAUCAGAAUUUUCUAAAGAAUUGA
This is a messenger RNA of Meloidogyne enterolobii, 1258 nucleotides long. The record is from the annotation of a GenBank genome assembly. NCBI's taxonomy places the organism in Eukaryota, Metazoa, Nematoda, Chromadorea, Rhabditida, Meloidogynidae.